Molecule: messenger RNA, 2412 nt
Organism: Mercenaria mercenaria
Lineage: Eukaryota; Metazoa; Mollusca; Bivalvia; Venerida; Veneridae
Product: heavy metal-binding protein HIP-like
Exons: 2
Coding region: 97-912 (271 amino acids)
Molecular function (GO): protein binding
Source: RefSeq, a predicted model, not a curated record
CUGUAGCAGGAAAUAAAGCCAGAUGGUGUAUUUUCACACAUUUCAAUAAUUCUGGCACGGAAAGGACGUAACGGUGUAUUUAAGGAAAGCACAAACAUGCUGUAUUGUAAAAUUUUGUUUCUUUUCUUUCUCUUCCUUCGUGUAAAUUCGGAAGAACCACACUGUUCAAAGUAUGAUUUUGAAGAGAAAGUGUUGGAGAAGAUGGUUCGCAUAGAAUUUCAGAUGGAGAGGAUGAAAUCGGAGAUAGAACAAUCUGUCAAGGUUGUUGAAAAUAAGAAGACAGAGGUUGAUGCUACACUGAAGAAUGUUGACCAGCAGUUGGAAGACUAUAGUAACAAUAUUGAGAAGUUGGAAGCUCUUGGAACGAAAAUAUCGGAUACACUAACUGCAAAGCAGCAUGAGCUUGAGAAGGACAUUGAUGAAAAAAUUGCAAAGCUUGAAAACAAAACAUUAGAGACGCUCCAAGCAAAGAUUCAAGAACUGCAAGCUCUCAAAGAUGAAGCUGUAACUCCAACAGUAGCUUUCAAGGCAAGGUUGAACACUAAUAGUGCUGCUCCUGCAGGACACACUUUCGUGUUUUCUACAGUACUCUUCAAUGAAGGAGAUGCAUACAGCUCCAGGACUGGCAAAUUUACAGCAACCACCAGUGGAACAUACUUGUUCACUGUGGUGUUUUGUGUGUUUAGCAGCAAAGGUUUGACCAUCGGUAUUAUGGUGGAUGGCAACAAGUAUACUGUUGCAUCAUUCUACGGAGAUGGAAACCAUGGGUGCUCAACUGCUGACACAGUGGCGGUUUUGACAGCUGGGCAGAUAAUAUGGGUACAGGCAUCAUCUGGUAGUAGCUCUGGUGUAGUUAUUGCUCAGGAUGGUAUCAGAUGGAACACAUUUUCUGGAACAUUAAUUCAUAAAUAAACAUCAUAUUGUGAAUAAGCUCAUCUUCAAUUGUUUUGGAGCAUCCAUUGAAUGUGUAAUAAAAACACUAUUUCAGAAAACUUUAAAAAUGUAUCAAAAACGUAAGGACUCAGACUUUCUUUAAUCAUUUUGUGAACGCUUGCAACACUGGUGGAAUUGGGAAAAUGUCCUCAGAACUUGUCUAAAUUGAAAAAAAAAGAAAUGUAACAUGAUAUAUAUAUAUGGGGCGUUCCAUGAGAAAACCUGUAUUAGUGAAAAAAAAUUACAAAAUUGCGAUAACAAAAUAUUCAUGAAGAUCAUUCUUUUAUCUUUCAAAUCUAAAAUUUUGAAGUGAUUAUCUUCACUAUCUUAAGAGCUACAAUGUUUUUAAGUUAGUCACCAAGGGCAUUUUGAGACAUGACGUUAAGAACGUCGUGAAAGCAGUAUGACGUCGUUGUGCAUUGCGUGUAUUUUUUAAGUAAUUAAUGGAACAAAUUAUGCGUAACACUUACUUAACAUCAUACAUUUGAAUAUUUAGGAACAGUUUAAAGCGAUUUUACUGAAAAUAACUUAACCGUAUCUUUUGGUUUCAUCACAGGCCUUUUAGUAUACACCUCUGUAUUUUCAUGGCGCAUGGGUGCUUUGGAAUUUCCGUUGCCAUGACAACAGAAACAACAUUUAUAUGAAAAAUAUGGAAGAAUUUGAUUUGUCUUAGGUGACAGAAUAAAAUAACAAUAUUUUAGUUUCUAGUUUCUGGAGCAAAAUGAUAAAAAGAGUGAUUUUCCAGUAUUUCAAGCUACUAAUUAUGCAAUAAUUAUAUCAUGUCACUAAUACAGGUUUUCUCAUGGAACGGCCUAUAUAUAUAUAUAUAUAUAUAUAUAUAUAUAUAUAUAUAUAUAUAUAUCAUGAUAUCAUUUUAGGAUUAUAUGGAUGGUAUUCAAAUAGUUCAAUAGUAUUGCUAUAUAUGUUGUUUACUCCAUACACAUAUCACAGUAGCAAAACUAUAAUAAAACAGCAGAACCCUAUAUUUUAACAAUCAUUUGGGAAUUUUCAGUUCAGAAUUGGGAAAAACAAACUUCUUGACUUUGGGACUGCCUCAUUUUACCGGAGGUAGCUUUAUAGGUAAAAAAAGCCCUGUAUAUGGAGGACAUUUGUUUGUUUCAGUGCAGUGCAAGACUGAAAUAUCUUUUGAAUGAACACUACAUGGGUAAAUGGCGUAGCAAUGGCAAAGUAAAAAUUUAAAAUCUGGCUUUCACAAGAGAAAAAUAUAUUUGUUCUUUACAGACACUUUUUAUUUUUUUCAAUGAUUUAAAUUUUAUACAAUAUCAUGGUGUUACAAUGUUAAUAUUGAACAAGAUUAAGUACUUCUUUCAGAUAUUUAUAGGUUUAUGUCACCUUGUAUACUAUUCUGUGAUGACAGACAAUUCCUUUCAAUUGUAGAGCUAAACCGUUCUUAUAUACAUGUAUAUAGCAUAUAACUUUGAAUUGCACUAGCCCAUAUAUAUAAAAUAUUCACAGUUA